Messenger RNA from Ophidiomyces ophidiicola, 909 nucleotides. It is a transcript of the gene BGL2, whose product is annotated as glycoside hydrolase 3 protein. The record is from RefSeq and is a predicted model, not a curated record. Gene Ontology annotation, molecular function: glucan endo-1,3-beta-D-glucosidase activity; 1,3-beta-glucanosyltransferase activity. The transcript is spliced from 4 exons. Gene Ontology annotation, biological process: cell wall organization; carbohydrate metabolic process. Bases 1 to 909 code for a protein of 302 amino acids. Lineage: Eukaryota; Fungi; Ascomycota; Eurotiomycetes; Onygenales; Onygenaceae. Gene Ontology annotation, cellular component: cell surface; extracellular region; fungal-type cell wall.
AUGCGUCUUUCGACUGUCCUUCCUUUUGCUUUAGCGGCAGCUCCCGCUGUGUCUGCUGCUGGAACUCUCGGGUUUGCUCUUGGCGUCAAGAACCCCGAUGGUUCUUGCAAGUCCCAGCAGGACUUCGAAAAAGAUUUCGAUGUCAUGAAAGCCCAUGCAAAGGUUGCUCGAACAUACGCCGCAGCCGACUGUAAUCAUGUUGAUGCCCUUGUGCCAGCCGCCAGAGCUAAGGGCGUGAGUGUUGUCAUAGGUGUCUGGCCCGAUACUGAGUCAUCUUUUAAUGCGGACGUACGCGCUUUACAAAAGGUUAUGCCAGGAAACGAAGAUAUAAUUGCCGCUGUUACCGUCGGCUCUGAGAGUCUCUACCGCCGCAACUUCACUGGCCCCCAACUAUUGGAGAAGAUCAACCAGGUCAAGAAGCUGUUCCCCAGAACCAAAGUUGGCACUGCAGACAGCUGGAAUAAAUAUGCUGAUGGCACUGCUGAUGCUCUGAUUCUUGGUGGUGUUGACUAUUUCCUUGUGAAUGCCUUCUCCUACUGGCAAGCACAGCCCAUCACAAAUGCCUCUGCUACGUUGUUCGAUGAUAUGAUGCAGGCCACCGCUCAUAUUCAAAAGCUCGCUGGUCAGCGUGCUGAUAACAUCUACAUUGCUGUUGGAGAGACCGGCUGGCCUUCUGAUGGUGGCACUGAUUAUGGUGCUGCCAAAGCCGGAACCCAAAACGCUAAGACUUACCAUGACAGCGCCGUCUGCGGAAUGCUGGCUUGGGGCUUCGACCUUUUCUUUUUCGAGUUUCUUGAUGAGCCAUGGAAGCCUAAGAGCAUUGGUCAAAACGGGGUCGCCGCCGACGAGACUCAUUGGGGCAUGUACACCGCAGAACGUAAGCCCAAAUACCGGGUUGAAUGCCAAUAA